UUAGCAAAUUCAUCGGACCUAUCGCCAGCUGUACCUAGGCUUAGCUGGCGGUGCGAGUUUUUUUUCUGACCUUAAUCGUUCAGUUGACUGUUUUUUUUUUGUACAAAAACUGGGAUUAGACUUCAUUAUAUAGUAUCAUUGUAUUCUCUAAAUUGUGUGUGCAUGUUUGACUAAGGCAAUAAAAAAGCAAAGUAAAAAAAUUAAAAACAAAAUCAAACAAAAUUUCAACCCACCAUGGAUGACAUCUUUCAUGACUGUCGCAGUGAGAGUGACUGCGAUCGCGAGUGUGCACAUAAGGCGGGCAUAUUGAAGGCCUGCCAAGGCGACUUUCCGCAGGAGGAGCCUCAGCAACGCAAGGCGCCCAUGGACAUGCGGAGCAUCAUAAGACGCGCCGCACAAAAUACGCAAAUAUUGCUGCGCGGCCUGGGCGUUCACUCCGAGUGCACCGAGAUCGAGGAGCCGCCGUCUACAUGCAAGUUCUUUUAUCCCGCAACGCUCGAGAUAAGCGCGCGAGUGCACACGGAGCCUUCAUGCGGCGUGCCCCCGCAUUGCCAGUGCAUACUGCGCGGCAGUCCGGUCACUCUCAGUCUCCCCAUGGAGCUGGAUCCACACAGCGGCCAGGUCAAGGUCAACAUAUUUAAGCCGGCACCGAAUACAUUGGCUCAUCCCUGCGAAUGCGCUGCUGUUAGCCCUGUUGGGGGCGGGGGCGGGGGCGGUUGCGUGGGAGCGGGAGCGGGCGCAGGCGCUGGGGACAGGCGGGCUUGUGGCCAACCUCAAAAUUGUAUGCGCCGGCAAUCGUAUCGUUACGGAACCGCCCGGAAGGCCGUGAGGAGAGUACGUUGGGAUGCAUAGGCAGCUCAGUAUUUGCCGUGAAACGCCGUCAAGUAGCAGCUGCUUACACCCAAUUAGAGCGGGCGCUGGGGCAUUCAGCUUGGGAAAGUGAAGGAGAAAACAACAUGUGCAGUUGCUCACUGGAACUGAGGGAAGCGCCGUAUUUGUCAACCAUGAAAACGAGUAACGAUGUCAUAUGAUUGUCUGCAAACGAGUGAUGUGAACAUGCGUGUGUCUUUACUUUCGAAUUUCUCAUCUGUGGAUACUAAGUUUUGGAUAGUGCUAAUAUUUGAACUGA
Drosophila arizonae is the source of this 1129-nucleotide messenger RNA. RefSeq lists its product as uncharacterized. NCBI's taxonomy places the organism in Eukaryota, Metazoa, Arthropoda, Insecta, Diptera, Drosophilidae. The record is from RefSeq and is a predicted model, not a curated record.